Messenger RNA from Clonostachys rhizophaga, 1473 nucleotides. NCBI's taxonomy places the organism in Eukaryota, Fungi, Ascomycota, Sordariomycetes, Hypocreales, Bionectriaceae. The record is from the annotation of a GenBank genome assembly.
UUGACUGACUUUGCGUCUUCUGGCCAACCCAACCUCAAUCAGUGUGAUCAGAAUUGGCCGACUUGUACCGCAUGUGAGCGGAAUUCCAUAAUCUGCUCAGGACCCUCCUCUCUCGUCAAGUUUGUCAACCAUGGCGAUGAUCGAAACAAGUCGGGCAUGUCAUUGGAGACACAGCCGCGACAGAAACCUGCCGACCCCAACAAACCUGUGGCGAUGAUAGAGCGCAAGCCUUGGAUCCGCCUCGGGGAAGAUGGCGCAUCUCAGGCUGUUUUCCGGCUCCAAGGCUUGCGGAUUCCAGCUACCACCGUUGCAGAGCGCGUAUCCCGCCGGCUGUUUGCUCUUCUGGAGGACGGGCAUGAGACUGUCACAGUAAUGAAGAUGAGCUACCUGCCUCAUACCCCCCAGCGGAUAGCGCACAGCGCAUGCCUUCGCGACUGCGCCGCGUUCUUCUGUUCCGCCUGGGCUGAUUAUCGACGGCGGGAGCCGGCCGAGAAUCUGCUUGCGCCACGUCUCUGCGUCAAGGCGGUGAAAAGUCUGCAGCAGGGUUUGAACCAUGGCAAGGGAUAUACGCCAGAGACACUGGCCGCAAUGAAUAUGCUGGAGCGUGCCGUUUCAUUAUUUGGAGUUGGCAAGGCGCCUAAUCUGGAAUUGCACUUACGUGGGAUUCGACAUGUGCUUAUGGAAAAUCCUGCGCCGGAUAUCCUGGAUCCCUUUGACCUUGGCGCGGCUUUUGAAAGUGUUUGCAUUCUACAAUCGGCCGGCGUAAACGGCCUGGGUGAUGAUGGGGAGUUGAAGUCUCCCUGGAGAGAGGUUCUACACCACGCGAGCCAAGAGCAUUUGAACAAGAACCAAAAUAAAGACCUGAAACAAGCGGUCCUGGAGUUCUAUGGCAUCUUCGCUAAUUUCUCUCAGUGGCUUGGGGAUGUGAGGAAAAUCUGGGCUAAUCCGGAGGAGAAUCGGCAACUCGCUAAACAAACCAUUCAAAGCGUAUCCGAGGGAGAGAACAAGAUGGACACAGUCGUUCUGCCUAUAAUCGAAAACCUAUCGUGUACUGGCGCCAUCGUUCAGGUUCCCGACCCCCGGUCACGUUUCGGUUGGAAGCUGAAUUUCAGCUCCGUCGGUCUAGCGCAAAAGUUUAUUGAGAUGCAGAGCUGUCGCAUGAUAUUGUUACGGAUUCUCUGGGACAUUGGUGUGUGGUAUGGUGAGCCCGAUCAGGAUAUAUACAACAAGUAUCGAGCGGUAGCCCUCAAGUUGUGGACGACUGUUCCCUAUGUCUUGACAACUGAACCAAUUGAGGCUAUGGACCUGUUCGAGAAGCUCAUGUCUUCUCUAGAAGCCGCAGACGAUGAAGAGAUGGAAUACCUUCUCGAUCAGCUCCUGAUAGCGGAUAACUACCAGAGGAGAUAUCCGAGGGACAAAACGGUGCUAAAGCAGAUAGCACUCACAGCUGCUAGACAGGUCACAGGUCGCAUA